Messenger RNA from Suillus discolor, 2796 nucleotides. RefSeq lists its product as uncharacterized. Lineage: Eukaryota; Fungi; Basidiomycota; Agaricomycetes; Boletales; Suillaceae. The transcript has 11 exons. The record is from RefSeq and is a predicted model, not a curated record. The coding region runs from base 1 to 2796 and encodes 931 amino acids.
AUGCGCACCCUUAGCCAUUGUCAGCCUACGCUACCAUGCUUAGCAGUAGGCUGCACCCGCCAUUUCCAUAAUAGGUCCGGGCGCACUUCCCACAUGCGAUCACAGCAUGAAUCACAGACUUUCCGACUGCCACACCAUUCAUCCUCCAGUUCCAGUAGUUCUCCCCCACCUGCUAGUUGCAAGCGCAAUUCAUCAUCAGCGUCUCAGUCUGGCCCUGAACGUCCCUUAUUUGACUCAACAUAUCAUUCACGCAGCCGGAGCAGAUCAGAGGGAGCUUCUGACAGUCGCACUCAGGCUAGUGGCGGUCGUGAUUUUGAUAUGGUGUUCAAUCCACCUGACUUGGAGGAUGUAACUAGGUCAUAUCAUCCCAUCAUUAACGGGAAUCCCAUACCCCCAGAUGCUCCACCACCUCCACGCCCAUCAGAUCGUGGAUCUGACGACUGGACGCCAUACAACGAUCGUGUCAAGUUUGAAGUUGCUGAUUUCCUGUACCAUCGCAACCAAAUGUCUGCAGGCGAUAUUGAUUUUGUAUUCAAUCUGUGGGCAGCUUCAUUAGCAGCUCACGGUGAUACCCCGCCAUUCACAAACCACACCGACAUGUACGACACCAUCGAUUCAACUCCUCUCGGUGAUGUUCCCUGGCAAAGCUUCAGCUCGCAGUACAACGGAAUUUUACCUGACGACCCGGAUGACAUUCCAUCAUGGAUGAAGUCUGAGUAUGACGUAUGGUUCCGAGACCCUCGGCUCCUGGUUCACAACAUCAUAUCAAACCCGGAUUUCAAGGACGAAUUCGACUAUGCACCGCUACAGGAGUAUAGCGUUAGUGAUGGAGCGCAUCAAUUUCAGGACUGUAUGUCCGGCGACUGGUGUUGGAAACAGGCCGACUUAAUUGCGCAAGAUCCGGAUACAAUAGGAUCGAUGUUCGUCCCUAUUAUCCUUGGAAGUGACAAGACAACAGUCUCUGUCGCCACUGGCCAUAACCAAUAUUGGCCGGUCUAUAUGUCCAUUGGCAACAUCCGCAACAAUGUGCGGCGUGCACACCGCAAUGGUGUCGUACUACUUGGCUUCUUAGCCAUUCCAAAAGCUGAUAAUGAAGACACCAAGGACGCACACUUCCGAAAGUUCCGCCGCCAGCUUCUACACUCGUCACUUGCAAAAAUGCUUGAAACCCUCAAACCUGGCAUGACCAAACUGGAGGUUGUCCGUUGCCCUGAUGGCCACUUUCGACGAGCUGUGUAUAGUCUUGGACCAUACAUAGCUGACUAUCCCAAGCAAGCACUGCUUGCAUGUAUUGUACAAAAUUGGUGUCCAAAAUGCACCGCACCAGCAGACGGUCUCGAUGAAGGCACAUAUGGCCGACGUUCCCGCAAUCACACCAAAGUUUUGGUUGAGGAAUUCGAACUAGGUGUUCUGUGGGAUGAAUACGGCCUUGUUGGAGACAUUGUGCCAUUCACUAAUUACUUUCCACGCGCCGACAUACACGAGCUUCUCUCCCCAGAUAUCUUACACCAGCUCAUCAAGGGAGCGUUCAAGGACCACCUAGUUAGUUGGGUGCACGACUACAUCGAAGCUCAAUAUACAGAAGCCAACGCGAACAAGAUACUGGACGACAUUGACCGUCGCAUCGCUCUAGCUCCAGCAUUUGCAGGCCUUCGACAAUUUCCAGAGGGUAGAGGAUUCAAACAGUGGACUGGUGACGACUCAAAAGCUCUCAUGAAGGUCUAUAUACCUGCUAUCGAAGGUCAUGUACCCAAAGAGAUGGUACAGGCUUUGCGAGCGUUACUCGACUUCAUCUACAUCGCUCGCCGCAACAUCAUCAGCUCUAACAGCCUCGACGCAAUGGACGAUGCCUUGAAGCGUUUCCACAGAGGAUUUAAUCUCCCUCGACAACAUUCACUCAUCCAUUACCAUAAGCUCAUUCAAGCGUUCGGCGCACCAAAUGGGCUUUGUUCGUCUAUAACAGAGUCCAAACACAUUAAAGCUGUCAAGGAGCCAUGGCGCCGGUCGAGUCGUUUCGAGGCUCUCAGUCAAAUGUUACUUACCAAUCAGCGUCUCGACAAGCUAGCCGCUUCACGCGUUGAUUUUGUUGACCGCGGGAUGCUACGAGGGACGUGUUUGUCAUACAUCCUCAACAAACUUGCCAGAUGGAUCUACCCAGAGCUCAUUGCAGAUCAGAUAGGUCAACCCAACUUCACAACUUUGAUUCAGCAUUUUCUGCGUGACCAAUGCCGUGCUGACUCUGACUCAUCUAGCUCUGACUCCUCCCGGUCUGCACUUCCUGAGAUCUACGAAAAGAUCACACUGUACACUUCAGCUGUGGCCACCUUCUUUGCUCCUAGCGAUUUAUCGGGGAUUGGCGGUAUGCGCUACGAGCGUAUUCGCGCUGUAGAUACGUGGAGAAAUGGCCCUGGGUGCUAUGAUUGUGUCUUUGUUAGCACUGAUUCGUCUGCCGAUGGCAUGCGCGGCCUCGACAUUGCUCGAGUGAGACUAUUUUUUUCUUUGAAGCAUGAUGGUAUCACGUACCCUUGUGCACUUGUACAGUGGUUCAAACGUGUGGCUGACUCCCCAGAUGAAAUUACGGGAAUGUGGGUUGUAGAGCCGGAGCUUCUUGAAGAUGGAGCACGCUGUGUGUCUGUCAUCCACCUUGAUAGUAUAUUUCGUGCGGCCCACCUUAUACCAGUAUUUGGGGGCGACUUUGUGCCAACCAAUCUCACUUACUCGCAGACACUCGACGCUUUUUGCACUUAUUAUGUCAACAAUUUCAUUGAUCAUCAUGCAUAUGAGAUCGCAUUUUGA